Ceratotherium simum simum (southern white rhinoceros) is the source of this 865-nucleotide messenger RNA. It is a transcript of the gene NT5M, whose product is annotated as 5',3'-nucleotidase, mitochondrial. Gene Ontology annotation, molecular function: 5'-nucleotidase activity. Gene Ontology annotation, biological process: pyrimidine deoxyribonucleotide catabolic process. Lineage: Eukaryota; Metazoa; Chordata; Mammalia; Perissodactyla; Rhinocerotidae. The record is from RefSeq and is a predicted model, not a curated record. Gene Ontology annotation, cellular component: mitochondrion.
AUGAAUCAGACCUGGUCCCUGCCCUUGAAUCCGGGAGAUGCCGUGAGGGUGAACAGUUGUACCAGGGCGCUGAGGGCCUUCUAUGUGGCUGGCUCUGGGCAUGGGAAGAUCCACAAAUGUCAGUUCCGUGAGCACGGGGACUUUGCUCACCACUUGAUAUCCACGGCCCAGCACCUGGGAGACGCUCAGCAAGGGCCGGCGGGCCGGGCGGGCGGCCGCGCCCUGCGGGUGCUGGUGGACAUGGACGGCGUGCUGGCCGACUUCGAGGGCGGCUUCCUCAGCAAGUUCCGCGCGCGCUUCCCCGAACAGCCCUUCAUCGCGCUGGAGGACCGGCGCGGCUUCUGGGUGUCGGAGCAGUACGGCCGCCUGCAGCCUGGGCUGAGCGAGAAGGCCAUCAGCAUAUGGGAGUCGGAGAAUUUCUUUUUUGACCUUGAGCCUCUACCAGGGGCUGUGGAAGCUGUGAAGCAGAUGGCCAACCUAGAAAACACUGACGUCUUCAUCUGCACGAGCCCCAUCCAGAUGUACAAGUACUGUCCCUAUGAGAAGUACGCCUGGGUGGAGAAGCACUUCGGCCCUGACUUCCUGGAGCAGAUUGUGCUGACCAGAGACAAGACCGUGGUCUCUGCCGACCUUCUCAUAGACGACCGGCCGGACGUCACAGGGGCGGAGCCGAACCCCAGCUGGGAGCACGUCCUCUUCACCGCCUGCCACAACCGGCACGUGCAGCUGCAGCCCCCCCGCCGCAGGCUGCUCUCGUGGGCGGACGACUGGAAGGCCAUUCUGGACAGCAAGCGGCCCCGCUGAGCUGGACUGUGCUUCGGGCUCCUCUGCGGGCCCCUGACCUCAGGGCUCCCAGCUCAGGGCC